AUGCAUCAUCAACAGCAGCUACACCGGUGUUGUCUGCUCCUAGCCGGGGUUUCCCUGCUGCUACUUUUCGUGGCGUUCGUAGACGUGGUGCAACCUGCAUCGAUCUAUUCGCCCGACUUCAACGACAGCAGCGCACACUUCCUCGCUCAACAGCGAUCCUGUCGCGAUCUGUGCAGCUUCUGUCCCACGUGCAAUGGGUUCUACUGCGGAGAGGAAUGUAUCUGUGAGUGCAGCCAGGAUCCAUCGGAACACGCCAAGUGUAUCGAUCUGAUCCGUGCCAACAGUGAAAAGCUGGGCCUGGUGUACGAUCUCUUCAUACAGAUGCCCCAGAAACGGUCUACUCGGGCACGGUUUGGACGUCGCGUAAAGUCUAGCGAACAGAUUGACGACAACGCUACCGCCGGUGCUGAUGGAGGUUUUCGUAAGAUUUUGUUCUCCAACUUUGCCUCGAAACGGACACCGGAACAGCAGCAGCAACAGCAGCAUUUGAUCGAUCCCAUCACCACGAUGAACAAUCAGGACGAGGCGAGCAUUAUCGGGAAGGAAAGACUGGAAAAGAUGAGCACGCUGCAGGAGCUCCCUUUCGAAGCUGAUCGAGCGUAA
Molecule: messenger RNA, 603 nt
Organism: Anopheles aquasalis
Lineage: Eukaryota; Metazoa; Arthropoda; Insecta; Diptera; Culicidae
Source: RefSeq, a predicted model, not a curated record